Messenger RNA from Sphaeroforma arctica JP610, 484 nucleotides. RefSeq lists its product as hypothetical. Gene Ontology annotation, cellular component: cytoplasm. The record is from RefSeq and is a predicted model, not a curated record. The transcript has 5 exons. Gene Ontology annotation, molecular function: GTPase activator activity; protein binding. Lineage: Eukaryota; Ichthyosporea; Ichthyophonida. The annotation marks the transcript as partial.
GGAAGCUGAUGAUCCCACAGCCGUCAAGUUUUACCGCAAGUCACAUGGGUUUUUCAAAGAUAUCGAGGCCAGCAGGAAUUUAUUGGCUGAGCAGACGCAAACUAUGCUGGUCGAUCCACUCAACGACUACAUCAAGACCACAUUCAGCGAAUUCAAGGAGGGGAAGAAGACGUAUGAGAAAAUUAGCGCCGACUUGGAGACCGCGUCCAACAAAUAUGCGAGUGCUUCACUUAAGAAGCCGGAUGAGAUCAAGAUGGCCGAAAAUGUCUACGAAGCCACCGAGAGUAUAUACAAGUUCAUGUCAUUGGACUACACCUAUCAAGUAAACUGCGUCACGGCUAAGAGGCGGUAUGUGAUCAUGGACAGGUUCGUGCAGAUGAUGUUUGGCUACAUGACGUUCUACCGCCAAUGUGCGGAAACGAUAAAGGAGAUGGAGCCGUUCAUGCGAGACCUCAUGGGUAUGAUUUGUGUGGCCUUAGAUUAA